CUACAGUUCCCGGAAGUCAGCAGUGGCGAUGGUGGCGGCCUCGUCAGCCUAGCAGCAGGAAGAGAAUGUUUGCUUCCAGUGAUAGAAUAAUAACACCACAAUCCAGACCCUUUUUAGCCAACUAAACCGCCGUAGAGUGUUUAUGCUGAGUUUCUCUGGAGUUAGACAGCUUUAUCCGUACGCCCGGAGCCUGCCUCUGUGAACCUGAAGCGGGGCGCAGGACAACAUGUCCCUGUUUCAGUCGGCACUGGAUUUUCUCGCCGGGCCCGGUUCAUCCGGGGCGGCAAGUCGGGACCAGAAUGACUUCGUGGGGCAAGUCGUUGAGCUCGGUGACAUGAAGCUGAGGAUUAAAAGGGUGAUAGCAGAAGGUGGAUUUGCCUUUGUAUAUGAAGCCCAGGACAUGAGCAGUGGAAAAGACUAUGCCCUCAAGAGGUUGCUUUCCAAUGAGGAAGAGAAGAACAAGGAAAUAAUUCAGGAAGUCUGCUUCAUGAAAAAGCUGUCUGGGCAUCCAAAUAUGGUCCAAUUCUGCUCUGCUGCCUCCAUCAGUAAGGAGGAAUCAGACACCGGCCAGGCUGAGUUCCUGAUCCUCACAGAGCUGUGUAAAGGUCAGCUGGUGGACUUUAUCAAGCGGGUGGAGCAGAGGUCUCCCCUGUCAUGUGACACUGUGCUGAAAAUCUUGUACCAGACGUGCCGUGCCGUGCAGCACAUGCACAAACAGAAACCUCCAAUCAUACACAGAGACCUCAAGAUUGAGAACCUCUUGAUUAGUAACCAGGGCACCAUCAAGCUGUGUGACUUUGGCAGCGCCACCACUGUGUCACAUUAUCCCGACUACAGCUGGUCCGCACAGAAGAGGUCCAUGGUGGAGGAUGAGAUCACAAGGAACACUACUCCAGCAUAUCGAACGCCAGAGAUGAUUGAUCUCUACUCCAACUUCCCCAUCAACGAGAAACAAGACAUCUGGGCCCUGGGCUGCAUCCUCUAUCUGUUGUGUUUCAAGCAGCAUCCAUUUGAGGACGGGGCCAAGCUGCAGAUAGUCAAUGGGAAAUACUCCAUCCCCCAGAACGACGUCAAGUACACUGUGUAUCAUGACCUCAUACGUUCCAUGUUGAAGGUGAACCCAGAGGAGCGUCUGUCCAUCACAGAGUUGGUCAACCAGCUUCAGGAGAUUGCAGCAGCACGCAACGUCAACCCCAAAUCUCCCAUUACAGAGCUGCUGGAGCAGAACGGAGGCUUUGGCAACAAUGGAGCACAGCCGCCCACCCAGAUCCACAACGUCCACAACAACGCAGGCAUCUAUGAUCCGGACCAGGCUGGCAGUGGCAUUCUGGAUAUUUUAAGGGGAGGAACAGAACGCUUCCUGACCAACAUAAAGGACACUUCCUCUAAAGUCAUCCAGUCAGUUGCCAGCACCCCAAGCUAUGCCAAAGGGGACCUGGAUAUUUCAUACAUCACCUCUAGAAUAGCAGUCAUGUCUUUCCCAGCAGAAGGGGUGGAAUCGGCGAUAAAAAACAAUAUCGAAGACGUGCGCCUGUUCCUGGAUUCCCGUCAUGCAGGCCACUACGCUGUCUACAACCUGUCGAAACGAUCAUACAGGCCGUCACGAUUCCAUAAUAGGGUUUCAGAGUGUAACUGGCAGUUGCGUCGCGCUCCCAACCUCCGAAGUCUCUACAGCGUCUGUAAAAACAUGCAUCUGUGGCUCAAACAGGACCAAAGGAACAUCUGUAUAGUUCACUGUCUGGACGGUCGAGCAGCAUCGGCGGUGGCAGUGUGCUCCUUUCUGUGUUUUUGUCGUCUUUUCACCACAGCUGAGGCUGCUGUUUACAUGUUCUCUAUGAAACGAUGCCCACCCGGCAUAGCCCCCUCACACAAGAGAUAUAUAGAGUAUAUGUGUGACAUGAUGGCAGAGGAGCCCAUCAUUCCUCACAGCAAGCCCAUAACCAUCCGCUCCAUCGUCAUGACGCCCGUGCCACUGUUCAACAAGCAGCGUAAUGGGUGCAGGCCGUUCUGUGAGGUCUACAUCGGAGACGAGAGAGUCCUUACCACAUCACAGGAGUACGAUAAGAUGAAGGAUUUUAAAAUGGAGGAUGGAAGAGCAGAGAUUCCCCUCAAUGUGACUGUUCAAGGAGACGUACUGGUCGUCAUAUAUCAUGCAAGAUCUACACUGGGAGGACGUCUCCAGGCCAAGAUGGCAUCCAUGAAGAUGUUUCAGAUCCAGUUCCACACAGGUUUUGUCCCCAGAAAUGCAACCACUGUCAAGUUUGCCAAGUAUGACCUGGAUGCAUGUGACAUCCAGGAAAAGUACCCAGACUUGUUCCAGGUCAAUCUGGACAUCGAGGUGGAACCCAGGGACAGACCCAGCACCAAGAUGCCUCCUUGGGACGGCUUCCAAACCAAGGGCCUAAACCCCAAAAUCCUUUUCUCCUCUCGUGAUGAACAGCAGGAGAUCCUAAGCAAAUUUGGUAAACCAGAACUUCCUCGUCAGCCAGGUUCCUCAGCAUUUUAUGACUCAGAAACACCCCAACCAGCUCAAACUCCAGAAAGCUCCAAUGUAGCAGAACCAGAAUCUCCUGUGAGCACAGAUACCAAUGCAAACAACUUCUUCCAGACGCUGGACUGGGAAGAUGUCAGUAGUCCACAGGAUGCCACUGACAGUCAAGGUGGGGGGUCUCUGAAUGAGGAGAAUCUGAGUGAUCAGUCCGAGGGAGAGUCGUACUCUUAUUCUGCUACGAGUGGGGAGCAGCCGUCACUUGACAGAAAUGAACCGCUGUUUGAUGCCGACUUCCAGACCUCCCCUCCCCCAGCCCAGGAAGCUCCUGCCACUGUCACCGCUGACCUCUUAGGACUGAACUCUGACCCUCAACCUCCUCAUCCUUCCACAACCACCUCCUCCACUCCUCAUCAGGGAGCUCACGGAGGACUGAAAGCCUCGUCCAGCAACAGCGACCUCCUUAAUGACCUCUUUGCACCCCCUGCUGAAAAAACUGGGGGAGUGCAGGAAGAUUUGUUCUUCACCGGAGUCACACCAGAAUCUAAACCCAUGGGUGACCUGUUUGAUCCGUUCGGGAUGGGUUCUGGCUCUGGUGUGGGCUCCAGUGUGGGUUCCUCUCGACAGGCCUCUGGUCCAGACCUGUUUGAAAACUUGUUGGGUUCUGAUAGUUCUGCAACGAGUGGUUUCAGUUCAGCACACAGUAACCCUACUCCAGCUUCCAACACCAGCCUCUUUAACCUCAAUAAACUAGUGAAUGAUGCCCCUAAAAUGACCUCAUCAGCCAGCCAACCGGACCUGCUGGGUGGGUGGGACAGCUGGGCAGCCAGUACCUCUGCUGGCAUGAGCUCCUCUACCACCAAACCCAACUACACCAACACUGCCUCCGGUGUCUCAUCGAUGUCGAAGGCAAAGUCUCAGACCUUUGAUCCUUUCGCUGACCUGGGAAACCUGGGCUCCAAUUUACCCGGUUCUUCCAGCAGUAAUUUCUCUGGGCCUUCUUUCAAUGCAAAAGCCUCCUCGUCCUCCUCUUCUUCCUCAUCUGCUAAAGCUCAAGGCCAGCCCUGGCAUCCUGGAAGACCCACCUCAGCACAGAACAAACCUUGGAUGCCUGGAUCAGGGUCUGGGCCCACACCCAAAGCACCAUCAGCGUCUCAGCCUGCAGGCAUGCAGCCUUCCAAACCCAACUACAACCUCAACUUCUCCAGUGUGAUUGGAGGAAGAGAGGAGAGGGGGGUCCGUGGGCCUGGAUUUGGCCCCAAGCCAAAAGUAAAGGAAGAUGAUUUUGAGGACCUGCUCUCAACUCAGGGUUUUGCCUCAAAGCCUGAUAAAAAGGGACCAAGGACCAUCGCUGAAAUGAGAAGACAAGAGAUCACAAAAGAAAUGGAUCCGCUCAAGUUACAGAUCCUGGAUUGGAUUGAGGGGAAGGAGCGCAACAUCCGAGCUCUGCUGUCCACUCUGCACACAGUGCUGUGGGAGGGUGAAACCCGCUGGAGGCCUGUGGCCAUAGCUGACCUGGUGACCCCGGACCAGGUGAAGAAGUACUACAGGAAGGCGGUGCUGGUCGUCCAUCCAGAUAAGGCGACAGGACAGCCUUAUGAACAGUACGCUAAGAUGAUCUUCAUGGAACUCAAUGACGCCUGGUCAGAGUUUGAAAACCAGGGAUCUAAAGCACUCUUCUAAAAAAAAAAAAAAAUGGUCUGGAUCCCGGCUGAACCAGACCAGACUGGACUGGAUUUGGCCUAACCUAAAAAAAAAAAUAAAAAACAAAAACAAGGUUAGACUGGGCCAGAUUGGACAGGACUGAGCCCACAUUGGGCCUUGGAGCCUCUGAGAGGUGUCCUCUCUACAUUCCCUUCACUCCCCUUCAUUUUUCCUCCUCUGCUCUCUAACCUUCAGUUUCUACAGUCAAUGGAAAACAGACUUUUUGCCUCAUGUGUGACUGCAGUGGAAGAUUUCUUUUCUUUUUCUGACCCAUAACCCUUGCAGUUGUGGUAAACUCACUGCCUACCUAUACGACUGCCUGAGUGGUGCUGCAAACAUUAGGAGGAAGCAACGGGUGACAAUCAGAGGAAGACGACAGAAUGACAAAAAAUCAGAAAACACAGACUUUGAAAAAGUCCUGAUUCAGUUGUGUUGACCUUGGUUUGCGCAUCCUGCCCAUCAGAUUUGCAAAUUUCAUCUAAAAAAACAAAAAGCGCCUGUGAUUUGUGAAUUUUUCCGCAUGUAUUCCAACGUGUGAUUUCAGCAAACCUUUACGUGGAAGUAAAAAUCUGUAUUUGCCUCAAAUCUUGGACUAAAAAGAAAGAAGAGUGAAAACAGAAUGAACGGUGGUAGUUAUCAGCUAAUAUCAAGUGCCACCGUUGCAUCUUUUGGAACAAGAGACACCGUGGAAGUUUUGUUUUUGAGGAAAGGUCUCCCGUCGUACCUACUUCUACUGCUGCUUCUCCCGUCAUCGCGAUACAAACCCCUUGGAUUUCACGUUGCAUUCUCAAAAAAAAC
Molecule: messenger RNA, 4990 nt
Organism: Sphaeramia orbicularis (orbiculate cardinalfish)
Lineage: Eukaryota; Metazoa; Chordata; Actinopteri; Kurtiformes; Apogonidae
Gene: gak
Product: cyclin G associated kinase
Exons: 30
Coding region: 227-4171 (1314 amino acids)
Biological process (GO): clathrin-dependent endocytosis; protein phosphorylation; clathrin coat disassembly
Cellular component (GO): cytoplasm; vesicle; intracellular membrane-bounded organelle
Molecular function (GO): ATP binding; clathrin binding; protein kinase activity
Source: RefSeq, a predicted model, not a curated record